AUGGCGAAUCCGCGUAUUGUGGUGGUGGGGGCUGGUAUGGCUGGAAUUGGGGUAGCUACAAAAUUAAGAGAAUUGGGGUUCAACGACGUCACACUUGUUGAGGCAGCAGGGGAGCCUGGGGGGAGAGUGGCCAAAUCAAGUUUAGGAAAGUCAUGGGUUGACACUGGGGCUCAGUACAUUCAUGGAGCUUCGAAGGCGAACCCUGUGUACUGCUUGUUAAAGAAGUCUGGCUUACUUGAUGGAAUCCCUAAGGAGGAGGGUACUGUUGUAACCUAUACAGGAACAGGCAACAAACUAGAUCCCAGAUUUGCUGAGCAUUUGUUUGAGGAAGGAGAGGCAAUGCUUAAAUAUCGUGGUAGUAAUUCAGAGAAAAGCUUGGGGGAGCAUUUAGCUGAGCAGGCUUUGGCGUUCAUUGAAAACUGGCAAGGUGACGAUGAGGAGAAAAGAAAAGUGCAACGUGUCCUUGUUUCAGUUGGAAAACAAACUCUAACUAGUAUUGGAGCAACAGACCUCAACAAGGUAUCUCUGAGCUCAUGGCAGUAUUACAAGAACAUGGGGGAGGACCUCGAUGUGGCAGGGAGCAUGUUUCAACUAGUGGACAUACUGCUGGAGGAUUUCCCCAAGGAUCAGUUACUGCUGAGCAAAGCAGUGUGUGAGAUUGAUUGGGAUGGAUCGUUCUCCUCUGAGAAUGGCAGGGAGUAUCCAGUUCGGAUCGGAACUGAGAACGGAGAGGACAUUCUUGCUGACCAUGUUGUGGUCACCAUCUCUUUAGGGUGCCUAAAAUCACAAGCCUCCACUCUCUUUAGACCUCAACUUCCAGAGGAAAAGUUGCAGGUGAUUGACAAGUUGGGCUUUGGCAACCUCGCCAAGAUCUUCCUGGAGUAUGAGGAGGCCUUCUGGGGUAGCGAUGUUGAGGAUAUAAGACUGAUCUCAGAGGAGUCCUUUCCCCAUUUACAUCACAAUCCUGAUCAGUGGUUGAAGAGCCUGGAAAUAUUUACUGUGUUAAAACCAAAGAAAAAGUUUGGUAAUGUUCUGAUUGGUUGGUGCUCGGGAACUGUAGCGGACUUGAUUGAAACCAUGUCAGAAGAAGAGCUGUCCAAAGCCAUAACAGAGCGACUGAGAACAUAUACAGGAAAUGCAAGUAUUCCUCCACCUAAGACAGUGCUGUACACCAGAUGGCACAACAACAAACUCACACAAGGGGCCUACGCUUUCCUUCCUGUUGGGGUCAGUGGGCUGGUAAUGGACAUUCUAGCACAGCCCCUAUCCAGCUCUAAGAAUUCCAGUCAGGAUCUUCAGGUGCUGUUUGCUGGGGAGGCAACAAUAAAGUCUCUGUAUGGCACAGUGCAUGGAGCUUUACUCUCUGGUUAUAGAGAAGCUGAAAGACUAGCACUACAUUACAACAGGACAGUAACUCCAGGCGUGCUCUGUGAUACGUAG
Messenger RNA from Chanos chanos (milkfish), 1440 nucleotides. RefSeq names its product polyamine oxidase (exo-N4-amino) 1 (gene paox1). Gene Ontology annotation, biological process: spermine catabolic process. The transcript is spliced from 7 exons. The coding region runs from base 1 to 1440 and encodes 479 amino acids. The record is from RefSeq and is a predicted model, not a curated record. Gene Ontology annotation, molecular function: polyamine oxidase activity. Lineage: Eukaryota; Metazoa; Chordata; Actinopteri; Gonorynchiformes; Chanidae.